Messenger RNA from Salmo salar (Atlantic salmon), 2454 nucleotides. It is a transcript of the gene arsia, whose product is annotated as arylsulfatase family, member Ia. Gene Ontology annotation, molecular function: sulfuric ester hydrolase activity. The record is from RefSeq and is a predicted model, not a curated record. NCBI's taxonomy places the organism in Eukaryota, Metazoa, Chordata, Actinopteri, Salmoniformes, Salmonidae.
GGGUGGGGUUAAUACUACCACUGGGGAAAGAGGAAUGUUUUUUAAGGAGUCUUAAACAACAUUUUAAGACACGUCAGCAAAAGGUAUGUAGGUAGUAUAUAUCUCUGAUCAUUACGCACAAGGUUCGUGGGCAUAAUCAUCAUAGCGCGAGGAGAGAUCAAACCUGUUCGGUACGUGCAGGCUAUAAAGUGUAGUCUACUUUUGCUAGAGUGAUACUGUACCUAUCGUUUUAACAUGCUUUUCUCGUUUAUGACAACGUUAUACAACGAAUUAGGCAUAUAUUUUCACUUAUAGAUUGCCUAAACGUUUAAAGGCGCGCAGUUACCAUGGCAGUGUCAGCUCUAACCGGAUUCUCCGUGGUCAGUUUGCUCAGUCUCGGCUACCUGUCGUGGGACUUAAUGAGUCCGAACCAGGUGGAGAACGAGUCAGUUCCGAACUUUCGAGACCGGUCGCCGGUACCGCAUCCCCCUCACAUCAUCUUCAUCAUGACGGACGACCAGGGAUUCAACGAUAUCGGUUACCACGGCUCCGACAUCCAGACACCGACGCUGGAUAAACUGGCCGCGGAUGGAGUGAAGCUGGAGAACUAUUACAUACAGCCCAUAUGCACGCCAUCUCGCAGUCAGCUGAUCACCGGCAGGUACCAGAUCCACACUGGCCUGCAGCACUCCAUCAUCCGACCCCGUCAGCCCAACUGCCUUCCCUUUGACCAGGUCACCCUUCCCCAGAGACUGCAGGAGGCUGGCUACUCCACCCAUAUGGUAGGCAAGUGGCACCUGGGCUUUUACAAGAAGGAGUGCCUGCCCACUCGCCGAGGCUUUGACUCCUACUUCGGUUCUUUGACAGGCAGCGUGGAUUACUACACCUACAAGUCAUGUGACGGCCCAGGGAUGUGUGGUUUUGACCUCCACGAGGGGGAGACGGUGGCAUGGGGUCAGGGGGGGAAGUAUUCCACCCAUCUGUACACCCAGAGAGUGAGGAAGAUCUUAGCCGCCCACGACCCUCAGGCUCAGCCUCUGUUUAUAUACCUCUCCUUCCAGGCGGUGCACACACCUCUCCAGUCCCCGCGGGAGUACAUCUACCCAUACCGCGGCCUGGGCAAUGUGGCCAGGAGGAAAUAUGCAGCCAUGGUGUCAGCUGUAGAUGAAGCGGUGAGGAAUGUGACCUAUGCCCUCCGCAAGUAUGGCUACUACCAGAACAGCGUCAUCAUAUUCUCCACUGACAACGGAGGCCAGCCCUUCUCCGGGGGUAGCAACUGGCCUCUGAGGGGGCGUAAGGGCACCUACUGGGAGGGGGGCGUGAGGGGGCUGGGCUUUGUCCACAGCCCCCUGCUGAGGCGCAAGAGGAGGGUGAGCAAGGCCCUAGUGCACAUCACCGACUGGUACCCCACGCUGGUUGGGUUGGCUGGGGGAAACGCGUCACAGACCGAGGGGCUAGAUGGGUAUGACAUGUGGGGGGCCAUCAGUGAGGAGAAGGAGUCCCCCCGACUGGAGAUCCUCCAUAACAUCGACCCUCUCUACAACCCGGCCCGGAGCGGCUCCCUGCAGAGUGGCUAUGGCAUCUGGAACACAGCCAUCCAGGCCUCCAUCCGCGCAGGCGACUGGAAGCUCCUGACCGGAGACCCCGGAUACGGAGACUGGACCCCGCCCCAGAUGCUCCCCGGCUUUCCCGGCGGCUGGUGGAACCUGGAACGCCACCUGGAACCUCAGAAGUCAGUAUGGCUCUUUAACAUCAGCGGAGACCCAUACGAACGCUACGACCUGGCCGAGCAGCGACCGGACGUGGUCAAAGAGCUCCUGGCGCGGUUGGUGUUCUACAACCGGACUUCUGUCCCGGUGCGGUACCCCUCUGAGGACCCCAGGGGCGACCCAGACCUGAACGAGGGUGCGUGGGGACCGUGGGUGGGGGACGAGGAGGAGGACCACUGGAACGGGGUUUACCACAAAAAGACCAAGGACAGGAAGAAGUACAAGCUGUCCAAAACCAAAUCCUUCUUCAGGAGACUUAACACUAGAAUCAUGUCUAACCGGAUAUAGGAGCUGCUUUAGUCUUAAGCCUCCCUAUAGAGAUGAUGUGGAACCAGACUUUUAAAGCAAUUACUUGUUUACACUCCACAAGAUGUAUGUUUCUGUAAGUCUUUUGUAAACAGUGGCUAUAUGAUUUGUGAUCACAAUAAGGUUGACUAUGGAAUUUUGAGUUGAGUUGAGUCCAACUACGCAGACCUGUGACAGUAGCUCUUGCUGUAUGUUUUCUGCUGAUAAAAUGAAGGAUCAGCAACAAAUAGACUUAUGGAUGAUUUAUCUAUUCUCUAUUAUACUGUAGGAUAGUUGUUGAUAUUCAAGCUAACCCAUGUUUGAAUGGGUUAUGUCAGAGACACUGUAUACUUUUCUGUUUCUGUUGGAGAAUCCCUUGAGUGAUUCAUUUGAAUAUGAAUAAAUAUGAAAAAGUUCAAGA